AUGGCUGACCCGACACGUCCACCUGAUUCUACUCCGCUGGAUGUCCCCUCCGGAUCCCUGCUGCAGCCCCCUCUUUCGAUCCUGACGCGAGAACGGCGUGCCGCCGAACUCGAGCUCGAGUUGAUCCGGAAGAGAAGAGAAGAAGAGAAGGAUGAAGAUCUACGCCUUAGCGAGCUGGCCCGCAAACUUCAGGAGGAGAAAGAGCGCGUCUCAGCCAGACGACAGGAGCGAAAAAUCGAGGAUGAAAUUGCCCGGCUUCGUAUGACUGAGGAGUUUUCGAAGAGAUCCAUUCGUUCGUCUUCGCCGCUCUCUUUGAGCUCCCUCAGCGAAUUCGACGAGGAAUUGCGCCCUAUGCCGUCGUCAAAACUAAAGACCCGCUCCAAAAACGUCCCGGAAUCGCGGUCGGCCGUCUUAAAAGUGGACAGCUGGGUCGACAACUUGGAGAAGGACCCAGCAGCUGUACCCGCAAACACUAUUGUUCCCUGGAUGUUUGGAGGAUCGGCGCCAUUUGCGUGUAAAACUCCCUUUGACGGCGACCCGCGUGAUUGGCUGCUCUUUUCCUCGCGCUUCCAGGCUCUCGUCCAUGACGUCAUCCCGAACGACGCCCAGCGCUUAGCCAUUCUAACCGAGUGGGUAGGCCCCAAUGUUCUGCGCCGCAUCUCCCCGCUUUUGAGAGCGCCUCGAGGCUACCCGGCUGUUCUUUCCUACCUGAAGAAACACUACGGUUCGAGUGAGCAGAUUGCCCGCUGCCAAAUUCGCGAUCUGUUGAGUCUCCCUAUCGUCAAACCAGGUGAUCGUCAGGCGCUGGAGCUGUUUUCGGAUCAGCUGCACGGAGCAGUCGUCGUAUUGGAGCAAGGAGGGUUAGAGCACGACUUGAAAAGUGCUGCCAACCUAGACCAAGCAAUUCAAAAAUUGCCGCCUCUUUUUCAACAUCGCUGGGCCCGCUAUGUUAGAAAACGUUUGCCAAGAGUUGUAGAUCUUGGCGAUCUCGAUCGGUUCCUGGAGGAGGUUGUUGAAGAGGAGAGGAUCGCCUUUGCGUCUGUCGAGCUAGCGCCCAGGAUCGAGCCCCGCGGAAAGCGUGUUUCUUUUGAGCAUCCUAACCUCACAAGACACCCUUCAUUCAAACCCUCAGCCGCAAAGUCGCCGCCCGUCCGUCCACCGCCAACCGUUUUGUCUACCCAGGCAAUUAGAGAAGCGGAUAUCGUCUGUCCGAGCUGCGGCGAGGCACAUCGUCUGAGUAGCUGUGCGGAAUUUCGACGGAUGUCGCCGAACGAUCGAGCGUUGGUGGUGAAAGAGAAAGGUAUCUGCUUCAAUUGUCUUGGAGGGAAACAUCGAAGUACCGACUGUCGUUCGAAGCCGGCCUGUGAAUCGUCCGGAUGCCGUGCUCGCCAUCAUUCGCUGGUGCAUGGUGCGGAAAGAGUUUUCCCCGAGAGGAGUGGACUCCGCCGUUUUCCACCUCCGAACGAAGAUUCGAGCGGCGUUCCAGGUCCGCAGACUUUCGCCAUUGCACCCCGCUCAGCAUCAAACGUUCUUUUGGCCGUUGUUCCGGUUCGUCUUCGUGCUGGUGAUCGUACCCUCGACGUCUUCGCUCUACUGGACACCGUUAGCCAAGCUACUUUGUUGCGUGAGGACGCGGCUGAAGCACUCGGCCUAACGGGCCGGCCUCGCAAAAUUCGCUUUGGGACUUUCCACGGGAAAGAUCCAAUCGUCGACACUCGUUUGGUGGAUUUCACAGUGUCAUCGCUGGACGGAAAGGAAAGUUGUCCGGUUUCCGACGCUUUCGUAGUUCCCCAUCUCAACGUUGGGCACCGCCGGCUGAAAAACUCUUCCACCUCGCUCGAGUAUCUUCGCGGCCUUGAUUUUCCCGCUCGGGAUGCCACAGAAGUCCAAGUUCUGAUUGGCAUGGACGUCCAGGAUGCUCACCUGAAUUUCGAAGUCCGUCGCCCGCCAGCAGGUGUUCAAGGACCUAAUGCAGUUCGCACCCCGUUCGGUUGGUGCGUCGUGGGUAAAACCUUUCCGAUGUCCGCUGCGGAAGCAGCAAGUAUAAAUUUCGUCAAAUUGGAUUCCAUCGAGCUGCUGGAGGAGUCCGUUGAGCGAUUUUGGAGGACUCAAUCGCUGCCCGUUCGUGAGGCCCCCAAAACCUUUAUGUCCGCGCUUGACCGUUGCGCCGUAGAGCAGUUGGAAGCGACCAUUCGCCAUACUGGAGUUCGCUACGAAGUCGGUUUACCCAUGCGCCCCGACUGCCCGAAGCUGCCGGACAACAAGGAGUUUGCCCGACGGAAGUUUUUCGCCUUGGAGAGGAGACUGCAGUCGAACAGCGAUCUACGCAAAGCAGUUUCCGAACAAAUGCAAGAAGUACUUCGCAGCGGCCACGCUACAAGAGUCACUUCCACCGAUCCCGAUUCCAAGAUUUGGUAUCUCCCGUUUCACCCGGUUCAGCAUCCCAGCAAGCCCAACAAGGUUCGACUCGUCUAUGACGCUGCUGCCCGCUUUAAAGGAAUGGCCAUUAAUGACGUCCUGCUGAAAGGGCCGGAUCUGACGACUCAGCUACUCGCAGUGCUGCUUCGCUUUCGUGAAAGGAGGAUUGCUGUUACUGCUGACAUCGCCAGAAUGUUUUACCAGGUUCUGGUGCGAGAAAGCGACCGGCCAAUGUUUCGCUUUCUAUGGAGGGAGCCGGGAACUGAAAAUCCUAUCCAGGAGUACCAAAUGACGGUGCACAUUUUCGGCGCCGUGUCUUCGCCAACAACAUGCAGUUUUGCCCUUCAACGCCUCGAAAAAGAUGCACCCGUCCACCUGCAGGAAGUCGCGAGCCGGAUACGCUCCGACUUCUAUGUGGAUAAUUUAUUAGCAUCGUUCGACGAAGUGGAAGACGGAGUAUCAACCUGCCAGAAACUUGUGGAACUGCUUAGCCUAGGUGGCUUCAACCUCGUCCAGUUCCUCAGUUCUUCACGUCAGUUGCUGGAUCGCGUGCCCUCCGCGUCUCGCCUUAUGCCCGAUCUCGAUUUGGACUUCGACGAUUUGCCGACCGAACGGACGCUGGGUUAUCUGUGGAGCAGCGAACGAGAUGAAUUCCUUUUUCGUUUCAAGCCGUCAAACGAAGCCCAGUCGAAACGCUCCAUUCUUGCUGCCGUCGCGAGCAUUUACGAUCCGCUUGGUCUGCUCGUGCCGGUGGUCUUGGUGGCGAAGAUUAUUCUUCAGGACAUCUGGCGGCUUAAAAGUGGCUGGGAUGAAGUUUUGCCUGCUGAUAUUUUGAAUCGGUGGGGACGUUUUAUGGAGCAUCUUCCUGCGCUCGAGUCACUGAACAUCCCGCGAAGUCUCAUUACGCGCCCUCAAUCAGCCUACUUAUCGUUCCAGUUACAUGCAUUUUCAGAUGCAUCGAAUGACGGAUUUAGAGUCGUCGUUUUUCUUCGUUCUGAGCUGCACGACAAGAUCGGAGUUGCGUUCGCGAUGGCGAAGGUGAGAGUUGCUCCGAUCCACCAAAUCUCUAUCCCGAAGAUGGAACUCCAAGGUGCGCUGUUAGCAGUCCGGCUGGUGAAUUAUUUGCUGAAGGAAAUGACGCUGCCCAUUUCUUCCGUAUUUUUCUGGGUGGACGCGAUGACCGUUCUUCGUUGGAUUCACGCCAAUCAUCGCCGCUACAACGUCUUCGUCGCUAAUAGAAUUUCGGAGAUCCUUGAUUCGACUACCCCGCAGCAGUGGCGCCAUAUUCCAGGCAUCCUAAACCCGGCUGAUGAAUGUAGCCGUGGCCUUUGCCCGUCCGAGCUCGACCCGAAUCAUCGUUGGUAUCGCGGCCCGGAGUUCCUCGCUAUGCCACCCGAACAUUGGCCCGCCCAGAUGCCGGAUUGUGCACUAGGCGACGACGAUGAAGAAUCUAUCGCAUGCCUAGCUGUCAUCGUUUCUAGCGGACCGCUAGAUUAUUUUGCCGCCCGUAUUGACAACUUGCACCGUCUCGUGCGCAUUGUCGCCUGGAUUUGGAGAUUUGUCACCAACACGCGGGUCCUCGUAAAUCGAAGACGGAUCGAGCGAAAGGUAAAUCCAGGCGGCAGCCGUGCAGACCCACCAUCCGAACCGAUCGAGGAUCUGAAAACGGGCCGGCAACAGAGUGCGACCGAGCUUAAGUCUGCCCGCCUUCUUCUGAUUCGCAUUUCGCAACGCGCUUCGUUUUUCGACGACUUACACCGGCUGCAGAAGAAGAAAACAAUCCGCCCUGAAUCCCGGCUACUGAAGCUGUCCGUCUACCUCGUCAGUGCCGGAAUCGUUCGUGUCGGUGGCCGCCUUGAGAACGCCCCGAUCAACACCGAAGCCCGUCAUCCAGCGGUUCUCGACCCGAAGCAUCCGGUAACUAAGUUGUUUAUUAGGUGGGCGCAUCUUUCCGUUGCCCACGGGCGAGUUGACCGGACGCUGGCCGAAGUGCGUGCUCGGUACUGGGUGCUGCGAGGACGUGAAGCAGUAAAGUCCGUGAUAACUUUCUGCCCUUACUGUUCCCGGAUGAGAUCUCGGCCGUUCCAGCCAAUGAUGGCUCCGCUUCCUGCAAAACGGGUCGAAUCAUUCAACCCGCCGUUUACCAACGUUGGUGUGGACUAUCUUGGCCCGUUCCCCAUUUCGAUUGGCCGCCGCACGGAGAACCGCUGGAUCGCCCUGUUCACCUGCCUUUCCACCCGCGCGAUCCAUCUGGAGAUAGCCCCAUCUCUGGAUGUCGACUCGUUCCUGAUGGCGUUUACCCGCUUCGUUAGCCGACGAGGUGCACCCGCUGACGUUUUCAGCGACAACGGCACCAACUUGACGGCUGGAGAACGCGAGCUGCGUGAAGCAGUGACCCGCCUAAACGACGCCAAAAUCGUCGAUCAGCUGGCGCGUAAGGAGAUCCGAUGGCAUUUCUCCCCGCCUUCCGCCCCGCAUUUUGGAGGUGUAUGGGAGCGACUUGUGCGCUCUUGCAAGGACGCCCUCCGCGCAAUUCUUGGCCAGCAAACUGUCAAAGAAGAGACCUUCGCUACUGUCGUCAUAGAAGUUGAGGCGCCUUUGAACGAUCGCCCGUUAACCUACCUGGGAGCAGAUCCCCAGGAGCUCGCGCCGUUGACCCCGAAUCAUUUUUUGUUGGGGCGCCCCAAUCCCCAUCUACCCGCUGAAGUCAUCGACCCGGAAAUUAGGUGCUUUCGUCGUCGGUGGUAUCAUGCGCAACAGCUAGUAGACCAGAUGUGGGCUCGCUGGUUGCGAGAGUAUCUCCCAACCCUUACGACCCGCAACAAAUGGACGGAAACGCAAAAAAACUUAGAAGCUAAGGAUAUAGUGCUUCUUGUCGAUCCGAAGUCCCCGCGUGGCCAUUGGCAAAUCUGUCGCGUCGAAAAAGUGUUGCCUGGACCCGACGGUGUGGUGCGCGCAGCAGAAGUCAUCACAAAGUCCGGCAAAACCUACGUUCGCCCGGUCACGAUGCUGUGCCGCGUCGAAGCCUUCAAUGCUGCUUGA
Molecule: messenger RNA, 5460 nt
Organism: Daphnia carinata
Lineage: Eukaryota; Metazoa; Arthropoda; Branchiopoda; Diplostraca; Daphniidae
Exons: 2
Coding region: 1-5460 (1819 amino acids)
Biological process (GO): DNA integration
Molecular function (GO): nucleic acid binding
Source: RefSeq, a predicted model, not a curated record